Bipolaris maydis ATCC 48331 is the source of this 1518-nucleotide messenger RNA. RefSeq lists its product as uncharacterized. NCBI's taxonomy places the organism in Eukaryota, Fungi, Ascomycota, Dothideomycetes, Pleosporales, Pleosporaceae. The record is from RefSeq and is a predicted model, not a curated record.
AUGGUAAUAUCUCACAUCCCGAGUGAGUUACAGACGGGCAAGUCUGCCGUAUCCAGCAAAAAGAUGCCGUCGGAGUUCGCACAAUCUCUUUUGGCGGCUGCAGAAACUAGCCACGAGCCUAUUGGAAGUUCAGAAGGAGAUGUUACAUCGAGACGAUCGGAGGCUAGCCUGGGCGGAAUACCAGAAGAGCUCCUUCUGUACAUCCUGCAGCACUUGAAACACCAAAAGGAUGAUCUGGCCAGACUCUGCCGAGUAGACAAGCGCUGUAAGCGUAUUUCUCAAGAGUUGCUAUAUGAAACUGUGGGGGGUAUUCGACCACAUCACGAGGACGCACAUGCGAUUUCCCGCUGGCCCACGCUAGCCCGGAAUGUGCGGACUCUUGUAUACGCCUUUACAGAUUCUGAAGACAAGGAGUCCGAAAGAGAAGUUUUUCUCCAUGUCCUCAAAAACGGACACAGCAUUCGCUGGAUGACAUUGGGCGUCGAUCUCGCCAAACGCGACAAUGAUGAGCCAACGAAUGCAAGGGAUACUACAGCGGGUUGGCUAAGAUUAUUCAACCAAGCCAUUGCCCCAUCACUCGAGCCUCGCAAUCGGUUCACCAAACUCACCCAUCUCUGCAUCAAGGCCAGACGCCUGGCGUCGAGGGAUUUCCCAAUUGAAUCCUUAUCCAGCCUCUUCCGCCUUCCCUCGCUCCUGCACCUCCAACUGGAUGGCUUCCAUCAAACCACGCCCUUUAAGUCCUGGGCUAUACCCCCGUCAAGCAGCCCGAUCAAAGAACUCUUCUUACACCGCGCAAUGCUCGACAUCGCCGCCUUAUCCCACCUCAUAAUCUCCAUCCGCUCCCUCGAGCAUUUCGAAUACAACUUCCACACCGCCCCCUGGGAGCCCUUUGCCACAGAAUCAAACCCGCUAUCCAUCUUCCCCAAUCACUCCUGGAGUUCGUUGGGCGCCGCACUACGACAUCACCGAACCUGCCUCGGGCGUCUCUCACUCUCCGACGCUUCCGACGCCGAAAUCAUCGGCACGGUUUACCCCGAGGGCCACGACUUCGGCGUCCUUGGCUCGUUCGGCGAGUUUGAAUGUUUGCACAGGAUGGCUUGUCCAAUCGAGGUAUUUGUAGAUGUUGACUGUGUAGUGGAUGCGGAGUUCUUAGCGCUGUUGCCGCCCCGGUUGGAAGCAUUCAGCACGAUUGUGAGGGAGAAGGAGGCGGAUGAGGCGGCGGGGCAUGUCGCGCUUGUGACUUCGCUGCGGAAGGCUAUAGGAGCGAGGAGACUGGAGGUAUCGGUGUACUUUCAGUACAUAUGUCGGUGCCAAGCACUGACUUCGCAGCGCCUGAGCGACGCCGCCAAACGCGCGAUGGAGAGUGGGGUUGUGCUAUUUUUUAAGGGUGGGGAGAAGGAUCAGGAGGCGUGGGUUCUGGGGCGCGAAAUUGGAGAAGACGAGCAAGACGAGGAUAGCUCCAUGGAAGACGACGACGAUGACGACGACGAGACCAUGGACGAUGGACAUGAGGGGUGA